Thlaspi arvense is the source of this 777-nucleotide messenger RNA. Lineage: Eukaryota; Viridiplantae; Streptophyta; Magnoliopsida; Brassicales; Brassicaceae. The record is from the annotation of a GenBank genome assembly.
AUGAAGAUCUUCCACGUUCCUUGUCUACAAGACAACUACUCCUAUCUGAUAAUCGAUGAGAGCACCGGAGACGCGGCGGUUGUGGAUCCAGUUGAUCCCGAGAAGGUGAUCAAAUCGGCUGAGCAGCACCGUUCCAAUAUCAAGUUCGUACUCACAACGCAUCAUCACUGGGAUCAUGCCGGUGGGAACGAGAAGAUGAAGCAGUUGGUGCCUGGAAUCAAAGUCUAUGGAGGUUCUCUGGAUAAGGUGAAGGGAUGCACCGAUGCGUUAGAUAAUGGUGACAAGUUGUCUUUGGGUCAUGGUGUUGACAUCUUAGCUCUCCACACCCCUUGUCACACCAAGGGUCACAUUAGUUAUUACGUGACCAGUAAAGAUGGAGAAAAUCCAAGCGUGUUCACCGGAGAUACACUGUUUGUUGCUGGAUGUGGAAAGUUUUUUGAAGGCACAGCUGAACAGAUGCAUCAGUCGUUGUGUGUGACUCUGGCUUCAUUACCUAAACCGACACAGGUUUACUGCGGCCACGAGUACACGGUGAAGAACUUGGAAUUUGCUCUAACUGUGGAACCAAACAACGAUAAGAUACAGCAGAAGUUAUCAUGGGCCCGUCAACAGCGCCAAGCAAAUCUUCCCACAAUCCCUUCAACACUAGAGGAAGAGCUCGAAACAAACCCGUUCAUGCGCGUUGACAAUCCAGAGUUACAGGAGAAACUCGGCUGCAAAUCUCCGAUUGAUACACUCAGGGAACUUAGGAACAAGAAGGAUCAGUGGAGAGGAUGA